Chrysochloris asiatica (Cape golden mole) is the source of this 384-nucleotide messenger RNA. It is a transcript of the gene CCL28, whose product is annotated as chemokine (C-C motif) ligand 28. The record is from RefSeq and is a predicted model, not a curated record. Gene Ontology annotation, molecular function: chemokine activity. Gene Ontology annotation, cellular component: extracellular region. Gene Ontology annotation, biological process: immune response; positive regulation of cell-matrix adhesion; cell chemotaxis. NCBI's taxonomy places the organism in Eukaryota, Metazoa, Chordata, Mammalia, Afrosoricida, Chrysochloridae.
AUGCAGCAGACUGGACUCGCCCUGUUGGCCUUAGCUGUCUGUGUGGCCCUUCGACCCUCGGAAGCCAUACUUCCCAUUGCCACUAGCUGUUGUACUGAGGUCUCACAUCAUAUUUCCAGAAGGCUUCUGGAAAGAGUGACUAUGUGUCACAUUCAGAGGGCUGAUGGGGAUUGUGACCUGGCUGCUGUCAUACUUCAUGUCAGGAGAAGAAGAAUUUGUGUCAGUCCACACAGUCAUACUAUUAAGCAGUGGAUGAAAGCAUUAGCAGGCAAGAAAAAUGCUAAAGGCAGCCUUUGCCAUAAGAAGAAUCACCCUGGCAAGAGGACCAGUAAAGGAGCAUAUCAGCAGAAGCAUGAACCAUAUGGCCAUAAAACUCCUUAUUAG